ACCUGUUGCUCUGCUGUGUAUCGGCUGCUCUCUCAUCGCCUCCAGUGUGUUUCUCUUACAAAAGAGCAUCUGGAAGGCGUGUUACAAAUCCGCAAAGCUGCCGGACAGAAAGACAGUAGCAGUGGUUCUGUCCUUUGAGUUCCUGGUGUCUCUCGGUGCAGCGAUUCUCACCAUUGUGGCAAUGCCACACUUGGACAUCGUGACCAACGUGACAAUACUGAAUGGUGUCGCUGUCCUCUCUACUCUCCUACAAGUGGUCACUCAGUGCACUGCCAAGGAAAGGAAUCGUUUCCUGGUGCCGUCCAUUGCUGCCUUCAUCCUCAUUUUGCUUGGUUACGUCCUGUUCCUCUUCUUAUACAUUAUGAAAGAUCCUACUGAUAUCAAGAUGGCAAUUUGGGUGGGUCUGGCUGUUGGUGGGUCCUUCUUUGUGUCUUUGAACUGGUGGGAGACCUACUUCAGACUGAUCAUUGAGAACAGCAGUUCCAUCUUCCUCAAAAACCUGUGCAGAGACAUGACAAAGUGCCAGAAUAUGCUACACAUCUUCUCCAGUCUGCUCAGGAUCACAGUGACCGCCUGUGUGCUCGGAGCCUACGUCCCUCUGUCCAAAAUGGACUGGGACAUAGUGAAGUCUAUCCCAAGGCGUGAGACAAAAAUUAUAGCCAUCACCAUUGGGGUCCAGCUGAUCUCCUCUGCCCUCUGCCACUGGUUUGCUGUUGCGGCCUGCAAGAUGCACGCCCUGCGACGAUGCUUCAUCCUGCCUUUGUAUCUGGCCUCUCUGGCCGUCAUGGCUCUGCUCAUCAUCCCUGUUAUCGUUUACUAUCAGGAAUACAGAAUAAGUCUGAACGGGACAAGCAUCAACUUCACAGGCUACUGCAAUGACAUUGUAGAUGGAAGAAACCACAACUUGAAUGGCAGUGUGUUCCCACAUCUGGUUUUGGAUGUUACACACACUCUGUGCUUCCUGGACAUGUCAAAUAUAACUGACAUUGGCCUGCUGACAGGUUCAGCAGUGUCCUGGUGGAUCGGACUUGUUUUGGCCACUCUCCACCUCUGGUAUCUCAGUCUCUAUCGCAUCCAGAGGACUCAGGACCUGUUCAUUCGGAGGCUGUAUGAGGGAGCAUUUUUGGAGCAGUCGCUGCUUCUAAACACUCGAUUUGACAUCCAGACGACUGAGAGGCCGAAGCAAUUCACACCACUUGAACCAGUGAAAGUGUUUCUUUGUGCAACCAUGUGGCAUGAAACCUAUGAUGAAAUGUUGAAGAUAAUUAUUUCACUAUUCCGACUGGACAAGUACAGACCGAAGAAGAAAGAAAAAGAAACAAGUGAUGUGACUUUCGAGGGCCAUAUCUACGUUGACGAUGCCUUCAGAGAUGUUGCCGGUAGUCAGGGGCGCCACGUCAAUGAAUAUGCAGAGAUGCUUGUGGAAAUUCUCAGAGAAGUUUACAGUAUCUUUGUAAACAUGGAUAAAGGUGUCUUUAAAAAGCAGCACCAUGUCCCUGAUCAGAAGAUCGUGAGGACACCUUAUGGAGGGCGUGUGGCGCUCACCAUGCCUCAUGGAAACAGUCUGGUGGUUCACUUCAAGGACAAGACACUCAUCCGGCACAAGAAGAGAUGGUCCCAGAUCAUGUAUUUGUACUACCUCCUGGGCUGGAAAAUUGCGGCCAAGUAUUACAAAAGGUGGGGGAAAGGAGGCGACGAGGCUGAGCUGAUGAAACAGUUUAAGAAAGAGAAGCACAACACCUACCUCCUGGCUUUAGAUGGGGACACAGACUUCCAGCCUGCUGCUGUGAUGUUGCUCGUCGAUCGUCUGAAAAUGUAUCCGUAUGUUGGGGCAGCAUGUGGCAGGAUUCACCCCACUGGAUCAGGUCCCAUGGUGUGGUACCAGAAGUUUGAAUAUGCAGUGGGCCACUGGCUUCAGAAGACAGCAGAACAUGUGUUCGGCUGCGUGCUGUGCAGCCCGGGCUGCUUCAGUCUGUUCAGAGCAGCAGCGCUGAUGGAUGACAAUGUGAUGAAAAAAUACACCAUUAAGGCCUCAAAGGCUCGACACCAUAUCCAGUAUGACCAAGGUGAGGACCGCUGGCUGUGUACUCUGCUGCUGAAGCAGGGAUGGAGAGUGGAGUACAACGCAGCCUCUGAUGCCUACACCAAUGCCCCGGAGGAGUUUAAAGAGUUUUACAACCAGCGUCGUCGAUGGGGACCGUCCACCAUGGCCAACAUUGUGGACUUGCUGGGCUCUGGCACCCUGAUUUCCAAGAGAAACCCGUCCAUGUCCAAACCCUACAUGUUCUACCAGCUCUUCAGCUUGGCCUGUUCCAUACUGGCACCUUCCACCGUCAUCCUUAUGAUUGCAGGUAGUUUGAGCGUGUUGCUUGACAUGGACCAAAACGCUGCCCUGGUUGUGGCUGUGAUACCUCCAGCUAUCUUCCUUGGUAUCAGCUUCAAGAUCAAGUCAGACACUCAGAUUGUUAUUGCAGCAGUCAUGAGCAUCUUGUACGCCUUCCUAAUGAUGAUAGCAACAAUUAUCCUAAUAGUCAACAUAGUGAAGGACGAAACCAUCGUGACUCCAAGCAGCAUCUUCAUCCUCACCCUUGUCUGCACUUACUUCAUUGCUGCACUCAUGCAUCCCCAGGAGGUUGGCCUGGUGUUCUUCGGUUUGCUUUACAUCAUUUGCAUCCCCAGCGCCUACCUGUUGCUGGCUAUUUAUUCCAUGGUCAAUAUGAACAAUGUGUCUUGGGGCACCAGAGAGACAGUGACUGCCAAACCUGCAGCCACACCCCCACAAACCCAAGCCCAGAAAGCCAAAAGCAUAUUCACACGGCUCUUCACCUGGGUCAAAUGCUGCGGAAAACCCUGUUGGAAAAGCAGUGCAGAAGAACCCAUUGUUAGCCAAGAGAAGCUGACCGUGGAGACAAGAGAGCCUGAACAGCAACCCCAAAACACUAUUGUGGAGGAUUUUCAGAGUCAUGAUGCGAAGCAGAGGCAAGAGGCUUUCACCCACCGUCACCAGUGUUGGGUCAGACAACUGCAGAGUUUGUCUAAAGACAUGCGGCUACGGGAGGACACACUCGACAAGGAUGAAGAGCAGUUCUUCAGAGAACUGAUAAUUAAAUACCUGAAGCCUCUGUCUGACAGCAAAAAGAAGCAGAAAAAAAUGGCUGAUGAACUCAAGGAGUUGAGAAACAAGAUUACCUUUGUCUUCUUCAUUUGCAACGCCUUCUGGCUCACAGCGACCGUCGUUCUCCAGCUCUUAGGGUCAACUGUUUUUAUCCAGGUGCCAAAGAUCGACAUUAACCUGCAGUACACUGGACAGUACAUAUACAUUGACCCUCUGGGAUUCAUGUUCAUACUAUCCUUCGCCUUGCUGGUUAUCAUCCAGUUCUUCGCCAUGCUGUACCACAGAAUGUACACACUGAUCCAUUAUGUGGCCUUUCUGGAUACGGAGCCUGAAAAACAAAACCAGCAACAAGUCAAAGAUGAUGAAGUCGGUGAUCGUGACGGUUUCAUGUUUCCAAGUCUGCUCAACAGAAGUACCCAUGCAACUGUAGUGUAAACUAAGAUGAACCAAAACACAACCAAAACUUGUUUUCUGCACUUUGAAACAAGUAAACGUACUGUAUGUGAGACUUAAAACUAUCUAAAGCUGACUAUACACUGAGCCCAAGCCCAAGUGUGAUGUGGAAGCUUGAAAUCUAUAGUGCAUAUAUACUGAGAGUGGAUUUUUCAGUGAAGAAGGAGACAUCUUGUAUCUAGCAGUGACUUUUGAACUUUUGAAUUAAUAAUUAUUUGCAUAAUCAUAGAUUCUGGAUUUUUCAAUGAGAGAGAAAAAGUAAAUGUUAUUUUAAGAAAUUUAAGUAUGUAAGGAAUAAAAAUUUUUAAUGGAGAAAGCAGAGUGUCGAUAUGUCAUAAAGCCUGUUAGGAGGGGAUCUUUGAGCAAAAUGACAAAAUACUGACUAGUAUAAUCUUCUUUGUGAUUUGCUACUGUUCCCAGUUUUUUAAUAUUUUUGGACUUAGACUGUUGUAUGGACAAAAUAAUAAUUGUAUCAAGAUGUCAUGUUGGGCUCCUGUGAUGGGCAUGUUUCACUUUCAAUCAUACAGAUGAAAUGAUUCAUCAAAGAAAGUAUUUGAAUUAAAAGAUGAAAUGAAAAUUGAA
This is a messenger RNA of Micropterus dolomieu (smallmouth bass), 4150 nucleotides long. RefSeq names its product chitin synthase chs-2-like. Bases 182 to 3550 code for a protein of 1122 amino acids. The transcript has 20 exons. NCBI's taxonomy places the organism in Eukaryota, Metazoa, Chordata, Actinopteri, Centrarchiformes, Centrarchidae. Gene Ontology annotation, molecular function: chitin synthase activity. Gene Ontology annotation, cellular component: cell septum; cell periphery. The record is from RefSeq and is a predicted model, not a curated record.